AUGAAUAAUAUAUUUGGAUUACUUGGACAUACAAUUGGUUCACAUCCAAUUCUCUUUAUAUUUUUAUCACUUACACUUUCAGCUAUAUCACUUCUUGGACCUUUAUUCAGAUUAGAUAUAAGAAUGGAUAUUAAAUCAGGUUUUAGUCGUAGUGAUACUCCUUCAGUACAAGAGAUCAAUGCUCAUAAACUUUUCUUCAAUAAUACGGGUGAUCCAUGGUAUAUGGCACUAUUUGCAACAGCAAAUAAUGGAUCGAUUUUGGAAACAACAAAAGUCGAUGAAUUAACAACAUUUUAUAAAUAUAUAACCCAAACUAUGCCAGUGAAUGUUAAUAAAACAACCGUACAUUAUCGAAAUGAUUUAUGUGAACCAUUUUGUAAUUUUAAUUCACAACUUUGGAAUCUUUUGAGUUAUCAAUCAUUUUUCAAAAUGUUUUAUCCGUUAUCAAUAGCUGGUCCAUAUAAGGUGAACAUUGGCCGGUAUCUUUUUAAUCGUACAAUUGAUGAAAAAGGUAUUGUAAUUGGUGUUGGAACUAUAGCAAUAUAUUUUACAACAUUUAUCACAGAUAGUAAUAAACAAAAACAAUUGAAUAUAUUUGAAGAAGAAGUUUCAAGAGAAGUACACAAACAUAAUGAUAAUCCAAAUAAUACAGUAACAUUUGUUGUACAUGGUGUGCAUACAGUAAACAAUGAAAUACGUCAAGGAAUUCAAUUAGUCCUUCCUUAUUAUUUCACAGGAGCUCUAUUAUUGAUCAUAUUUGUUGUUACAAGCUUUAUUUUGGCAGCAUUAUAUUAUUCAUAUCCAAUGCGACGUUUGCAACUAAUUUUACCGUUCGCAGCGAUCAUUUCACCAAUCCUAGCAGCUGUAUCAAGCAUUGGUUUAAUGCUUCUGGCUGGUUAUCAUAUCAAUAUGUUAAUUCUCGUUUCAUCAUUUUUAACAUUAGCUACAGGUAUAGGUGUUGAUGAUGCAUUUCUAAUAACAAAUACCUGGCUCAAAUCGAUGGUAUUUCCCCAUGCCUUAACAGCUGCUGAAAGGUUACAAUUUGUACUAGAAAAGGUUGGAAUAGGCAUAGCAGUUACUUCAUUAACAAAUUCGCUUGGAUUUGCAUUGGGUUGCAUUGAAUCAGCAUCAGAAUUGCAACUUUUUUGUGCUACAGCAUCACUUUCCAUGUUGCUUGAUUUAUUAUUCCAACUUUUCUUCUAUGCUCCACUUCAAGUGAUGCUAACUCAUGGUGAUCCUGUUAUCAUCUAUAAACAAAUCAAAAAAGAUCAAACAACAUUAUGUGAACGAAUGAGGCAAAAUGUUUCAUCAAUUUGUAAAUAUUACAGUCAAUUCGUUACAUCUUUUUGGGCCAUACUUAUUGCUAUUGCAUUAUUAAUUUCAUAUUAUCAUUUUGCAAUAACUGGAAUACAAGCAUUGGAUACAGAUAUUGAUGGUAAAAUGCUGCUGCCACCAAAUUCAAAAAGUCUUGAAGGAAUUCGAAUAAUGGAUGAAAUUAUUUGGCCGGAUUAUCUAAGCAUCAAUUAUAUUAUCCGGAAACCGCCAAAUUUCUCCAAUCCUAUUGAAUAUCGAAAUUUUACGCUAAUGGUUAAAGAAAUGGAAAAAUCAGAAAAUUCAUUAGGGUCAGUUGCAACGAUGCAUUGGGUAAAAGAUUAUUUACAAUAUCUUGCUAAUCCGUAUGCUACCAAACUUGAUGUUAUUUUUGGAAUUUCUGCUGCAGAAGUCAAUGAAUCGGUUUAUAUGGAAAAUGGUUUGGAUAUGUCACAAUUUGAUUUCUUCAUUAAUACCGAUCCAUAUACAGCAUGGCAACUUGGCAUUCGUUACAUGCGAGAUUCACAAAAUAGGAUUGUGAUAACAUCGAUGUUAUUGAUAAUGGGUUUUAAUGGUACCACAUCAUUAUCUGAAAAAGCAAAAUUAUUACGUUCAUGCCGUGAGAUAUGCACACGUUAUCCGCAAUAUGAUAUGAUACCAUUUGAUACGGAUGCCGAAUUAAUUGAUGUUAUAUUAGCUGUACCUUCAACAACUAUCAAAACAAUAUUAUUUACAUUUGGUGCAAUAGGUGCAAUAUGUUUUAUUUUUUCCUCUAAUAUUGGUGCAUCCAUUCUUGCUACCUUAUCAGUUAUAUCAAUUAGUGCAGGUGUUGUCGGUUUCCUGCAAUAUUGGAAUUGCUUUUUGGAUCCAAUAUUAAUGGUAGCAAUAUUGAUGACAGCUGCUUUAAGUAUUGAUUGCACUGUACAUAUCAUUUUUCACUAUAUAAUAAAUGAUUAUACUGAUGUUGUACAACGAAUUAACGCUUCAUUUGAAACAUGUGCCUUACCAAUGUUACAAGCUGGCAUAUCAACACUUCUUGUUAUGUUACCAGUAUUAUUUGCACCUGUAGGAAUUUAUGCUAUAAUAUCGAAAGCAAUCAUAUUAACAAUAAUAUUUGGCUUAUUACAUGGUCUUUUUAUUGUUCCCGUAUUUCUUACUGCCUUACCUAAUUGUUUUACCAAUUGUUGGCUUAAUUGUUGUAUUAAGCAUUGA
Cercopithifilaria johnstoni is the source of this 2523-nucleotide messenger RNA. The record is from the annotation of a GenBank genome assembly. Lineage: Eukaryota; Metazoa; Nematoda; Chromadorea; Rhabditida; Onchocercidae.